Messenger RNA from Quercus robur (English oak), 3270 nucleotides. RefSeq lists its product as uncharacterized. The transcript is spliced from 9 exons. Bases 253 to 2952 code for a protein of 899 amino acids. Gene Ontology annotation, molecular function: protein binding. NCBI's taxonomy places the organism in Eukaryota, Viridiplantae, Streptophyta, Magnoliopsida, Fagales, Fagaceae. The record is from RefSeq and is a predicted model, not a curated record.
GAAAGGGUUUUCGGUGCAAAGCGUGCAAGAGACAGAAGGAUAUAAGAGAGAGAGAGAGAGAGAGAGAGAGAAGUUUGGAUAUAACCUUGUCUUUGUUAUUUAUAGACCUUCUUUCUUUCUUUCCAGCCAGUGUUGUUUGUUGUUUCUCUUCUCUCGCGCGGCGAAACGAAACCCCCAAACAGCGAGUGAAAAAGAGGAAAAACCCUAUCGCAUCAUCGGCUUUGUCAGAUCUGCGAGAGACUUCCAGAGAGGAUGAGUGUUCGAGGCGGAAGUGGCGGCGGCGGUGGGAAGGGCAAUAAUGGGAUUUCCACAAUCCCGGCGUCGUCAAGAAAGAUGGUUCAGAGCUUGAAGGAGAUAGUGAACAAUCUCUGUACCGAGCAAGAGAUCUAUUUCACGCUUAAAGAAUGUAACAUGGACCCUGACGAGGCCGUUAAUCGUCUUCUCUCUCAAGAUCCCUUUCAUGAGGUGAAAAGCAAGCGAGAAAAGAAAAAAGAGAGCAAGGACAUACCAGAUUCCAGAUCUCGUGGUGCUAAUAACACUUCAAAUCGUGGUGGUAGGGGUGGUGCAGACCGCUAUGUUGGACGUGGUGGUUCAAGCCAAUUUAGCUCUACUGGUAUGUGGAUGUCACUGAGCAACCUCCAGGAUCUAUUUUGUUUGAAAUCACUGUGCAACCAUGUUAAACAUGCACUUAUUUUUCAUUUUUUGUCAGACCCCGGUGGUUUAUAUGGUAAACCUGCAUAUAAGAAGGAAAAUGGGACACAUGCUUUUUCAGCCUCUUCAUCUUCGUCAUUCAGCAUGUCUGGGAAUCACACGAGUCGACGACCUACCUCAUACAGUGAUUCUGUGGCCCCAGAAAUUAAAUUGCCAAUAGUGGGCACAAGUGAUGGGAUAUCAUCAUCAACACAGCCUUCUGGAUUUCAAUCUACCUGGUUGGGGGGCCCAGGUCAUGUAUCAAUGGCUGACAUUGUUAAGAUGGGUAAGCCACAUGGCAAGGCUUCUGCUGUUCCAAGCCCCCCUCUCCAGAGUGCUAACCAUCAAAAUGUUUUGGCUUCUUCUGCCGCCACACAUCAUAAUUUGCAUUCCUUGCAAGAUCAUGCUUCCAUGGUGUCAGACAUUAAUACUGAGCCAGGAGUUUUCACAAGCCAGCAACUUCCUCCAAAUGAUGAAUGGCCUGCAAUUGAGCCACCUACUUCAAGUCUACCCUCUGUUGUAGAGGCGCCUUCAGACACUGAGCCAUAUGCAGAUCCAUCUCACUUACCCUUGGAUAGAGUUAAUCGUCAUACAAAGUACCAGUUAGAUGAGCUUCAGGUAGCAGAGGAUUUGCCUAUUGAGAUGCUUAAUGCGAACCGUGUUGGAUCUACUUCUGUGUCCAGUAGAAAUGGGCAAGAGGACAAUUCUGGAGGUCCAUCUGUCCUUGAUAAUAGCUUUUAUAAUGAAAUGAAUUCCUACCAGCCUCACAAGCAUGUUUUGGAGCAUAAUGAAGCUGAAGAUGGUAUUUCAUCAGUCACUGCAAACUUGCAGCAACUAGAUUUACAAAAGCAAGAUCGGGAAGCACCACUUGAAGAGGAUAACCCUCCUGUAAUAAUUCCAAAUCACCUCCAACUCCAUACUCCAGAUUGCUUGAACUUGAGCUUUGGGAGUUUUGGAUCUGGCACUGGUGCUGCUUUUUCAGGAUCUGGGUCAUUUGCAACUAGGCCCUUGACAAGCGACUUGGAGGAGACAUCUUCAGCAGCAGAUGUUUCAUCAAUUGGGCACUCAGACUCUCGGAAUCCUGAAUAUUAUGGGGACGAGCAUCUCAACACCACCUCAGAUGGAAAUGUAGUUCAUAGAACUGGUGGGGGCACCGUGAAUUAUGAUUCUCCUUCAGUUUCACAACCAGAGGCAUUGAAACAGGAAACCACUGAAGUUGCUCAGGGGAAUCAAUAUGCAUUCCCUUCAUCUGCAGCUGAUUUUACAUAUGAAAAUACCCAACAAUUCAAUAAUGCAUUUACUCAUCCACAGACUAGCUCACCAAUGCAGAGUCUUGCCGCUCUCUCAAGUGUAAUGCAGCAGGCAUAUACAAAUUCGUUGCCCAGCAGUUUGUUGGCUUCAUCUGUUCAGACUGCAAGGGAGGAUUUUGCAUAUUCACCCUUUCCUGUGACACAAUCAAUGCCCACAAAAUACAGCAAUGUGGCUUCUUCUAUUAGUGGUCCCACCAUGUCUAUGCCAGAGGCUUUGAGAGCAGGUAGUAUUUCUACACCUCAGCCUACUCAGACGCUGCCUGGUGCCGGCGUUGCUACAGGACCUGCUCUUCCUCAACACCUUGCUGUUCACCCUUAUUCCCAACCUACUCUUCCUUUGGGACAUUUUGCCAACAUGAUCAGCUAUCCAUUCUUGCCUCAGAGCUACACGUAUAUGCCCUCUGCUUACCAGCAGGGAUUUGCUGGUAACAACACAUACCAUCAGUCUCUGGCAGCAAUGCUACCACAAUACAAAAAUAGUGUUUCUGUCAGCAGUUUGCCUCAAUCUGCAGCUAUUCCCUCUGGAUAUGCCUUUGGGAGUUCAACCAGCAUUCCUGGGGGAAACUUUCCUCUGAAUCCACCUACUGCACCUACAGGCACAACGGUUGGCUAUGAUGAUGUUUUAAGUUCUCAAUAUAAGGACAGUAAUCAUUUGAUCUCACUUCAGCAGAAUGAUAAUUCAGCGAUGUGGGUUCAUGGGCCUGGUUCCCGAACAGUUUCUGCUCUUCCAAGCACAUAUUACAGCUUCCAGGGGCAGAAUCAGCAGCCGAGUGGGUAUCGGCAAGGUCAGCAGCCAUCACAGCAUUUCAGUUACCCGAAUUACUAUCAUUCCCAAACUGGUGGUUUGUCAAUGGAACAUCAGCAACAAAACCCGAGGGAUGCAGCAUCCCUUGGUGCCUCUCAAGGCCAACCACCAAAGCAGUCUCAACAGAUAUGGCAAAACAGCUACUAAUCUGAGUCUCAAGUCCAGUCAAGUCAAGUCACCUCCUGGUUUUUCAGGGUCUUGUAGUGAGUGUGAAAGUGGCCAAUCAUAGGCAUUCUGCGGGUCUAAUAAUCUGAUGAUUCUUCUUCAUUAAUUGGUCUGAAGAGACCUUGACUGGCUACUGCCCUGUGCCACGAGGUUGUAUUUUACCUUCUUUUUUUUCUUCUUCAAUGUCUGGUUUUGUUUAACGUAGGAACACGUGUGCUAAUUUGAUUUAGUGAACUACUUCGUUUCAUUUUAACUGUUUUUCUUCUUUUCAUAGUAGUGGAAAGUUUCUGUUCGGUUCAA